Messenger RNA from Solanum stenotomum, 1413 nucleotides. RefSeq lists its product as uncharacterized. The transcript is spliced from 3 exons. The record is from RefSeq and is a predicted model, not a curated record. Bases 1 to 1413 code for a protein of 470 amino acids. Lineage: Eukaryota; Viridiplantae; Streptophyta; Magnoliopsida; Solanales; Solanaceae.
AUGUUAGGUGAAGCACAAUCAGAUUUUGAAUUUAUAAAUGAUAAUGACAUUGAAGAGGAUGAUGGUGAGGAUGAAAUAUAUGGGUUGCUAAGAGAUUUGUACCCCGAUUUUGAUGGAGAUAAUAUGAAUAAUAGUACUGGUGAUGAUCUUCGGGAGGAGGAACCAAAUGCUGAAGCAAAAAGAUUUUAUAGGUUAUUGAAAGAUCUUGAUCUACCAUUAUAUGAAAUUGCAAGAGUUUCUAAACUUUCUACUUUAAUUAAAUUGCUUCACCUUAAAAGUAUUGGUCAUUGGAGUAAUGAGUCAUUUACGAUGCUAUUAAAGUUUUUGAAAGAUGAUUUAUUGCUUGAUAGAACAAACUUGCCGGAUUCAUAUUAUGAGGCAAAGAAGGAUGAUAAUUGUCUUCAAUCGUGCAAAGUUUGUGGUGCAUCUAGAUGGAAGGAUGCUAAACAUAGUGGGGAAACAAAAUUGAAAAAAGCAAAAAAGAUACCAUGCAAGAUUUUACGUUAUUUUCCUCUAAAGCCAAGACUUCAAAGAUUAUUUAUGUGCUCAAAGACAUCUCCUUUGAUGUCAUGGCAUCAUGACAAAAGAGUUGAUGAUGGAAUAAUGAGGCAUCCAGCUGAUUUAAUGGCAUGGAAAAAAUUUGAUGAACUACACCCAUCUUUUGCAGCUGAACCUCGUAAUGUACAACUUGGACUUGCUAGUGAUGGUUUACAACCAUUUGGAAUGUCGAGAACUCCCUACAACAUUUGGCCUGUGGUACUUGUUCCUUAUAAUUUGCCCCCUUGGCUUUUCAUGAAGCAAGAGAAUUUUAUUUUGUCAAUGCUUAUACCUGGUCCUAAUGGUCCUGGUGAUGCAAUUGAUGUUUAUCUACAACCUUUAAUAGAGGAGUUGAAUGAAUUAUGGGAAACUGGAGUAGAGACAUUCGAUGCAUCAACUAGAAAGAAUUUUAAGUUACAUGCAUCUUUGUUGUGGACUAUUAAUGACUUUCCAGCAUAUGCCAAUUUGCUACCACCAGAAAUGUUGUCUGGUGAUGAUAUACUCGAUCAAGUUGCUGAUUUAGAUGGGUUGCCAUUAACAAAGGAUCCACGAAAAAAGAUUAAAAUAUCGCAUAAGAAAAGGGGUGAUAACUGGAAUAGGAAGAGUAUAUUCUUUGAUCUUCCAUAUUGGAAAACCUUAUUGUUGCGACAUAAUCUUGAUGUGAUGCACAUUGAGAAGAAUAUAUGUGACAAUAUUUUGGGGACAAUUUUAGAUAUCAAAGGGAAAACAAAAGACACAUUGAGUACUCAGUUGGAUUUACAAGAAAUGAAUAUACGAAAAGAAUUGCAUCCAAUACAAAAUGGAGAUGAAUAUGAGUUGCCGGCAGCAUCUUACACAUUAUCUGUUGAAGAGAAGAAAAAAAAAUCAAUUUUUUAA